Coregonus sp. 'balchen' is the source of this 1151-nucleotide messenger RNA. NCBI's taxonomy places the organism in Eukaryota, Metazoa, Chordata, Actinopteri, Salmoniformes, Salmonidae. The record is from the annotation of a GenBank genome assembly.
AUGCCAAAGCAUACAGACUCCCGAGUCCCCGCACGUCACCCUAGCACAUCCUCCCUGCACCCCCCUCCCUCCUCCACCCACCUCUCUCCAUCCGAACCCCAACACCAAUACCUCCACAACAACCAUCACUACAGCCCCCCAGCACUGCCCCAGCACCCCCCUCAGCAGGCAGCACGGCCCCCCUCCACAGGGCCCUAUCUGGGACGCUCAGGUAACCAUCAGCCUCCUCGACCUCCACCACCUCCAGUCAUCAGACCACAGCACCAUGCUGGCCCUACCAGCCAUGGGAAGUGGAUCACAUAACACUCACUUUGACUUUUAUCCCUCUCAUUGUCUAUGUAUGUCCGGUCAUACUACAGGGUUUAGGUCAUUUUCAAUAAUGAAUUAUAUUUUCAUGUAGGGGUAGAACAGUAGACUAUGGCACAAAACAAUGCGACCCAUUUGCAGAACUUUGAUUGUCCAGUGUGUUUCCCAGUGGGCCUCUACUGUGGUAGUCCUCUGCUGUGUUCUAAUGAUUUUCUGCCCCCACAGGAGGUCACCAGAAGGGAGACCAGUUUCUGGCUGUGUUUGACUGGGGUGAAGCUUUCUCCCGUGAAAACUACCACAGUGUUGCACUGAGCAACGGCACGCUUCCGCGGGCACCUCGCAGGGCACCUCCAUCCUGGUCCUCCUCUCUCCCCCGGCCCAGGGAUGGACCCAACCCGGGCCCUGGGUACUACAGCCGCACAGACACGGGCUAUGCCACCCUCUCCCACCCCUGCCGCUCUGCCCCCCCUAGUGGCACCAUCAAUGGCUACAGGCAGCCCCCUCAAUCCAGCAGGUCGAAUGGAACCCUACCUUCCCGCCUACAACCCCAACACCACCGGCUUUCCAGCGAGACCUCCAACCAGCCCCUCCGCCUGGACGUACCCCCGGAUGAUGACUGGAGGACCCCCGACUACAGGAUGGUACCACCGUCCAUGCCCAUGCGGCAUGCCCACCACCUCCAUCAGCCCACCCAGAGGCAUGACCACCCCCGUAUGAGGGCAUCAUCCCGUGGCCCCGGUAGUGCCCAGCUCUGUUCCCUGUGCCAACAGCUGCCCACCGAGCCCUCCCGUCACUACUGCCAGUCCUGUGGGGCCUACAUGGCCCGUUUCCGGCCUGUCAGCUGA